UCCGCCUCCGCGCGCGCGGCGCUCGCAGAGCCGACUCCGGGGGGCUCUCGAUGUAGCACCAUGACAGGCAUCGCCGCCGCCUCCUUCUUCUCCAACACCUGCCGCUUCGGGGGCUGCGGACUCCACUUCCCCACGCUGGCCGACCUCAUCGAGCACAUCGAGGACAACCACAUCGAUACAGAUCCACGUGUCUUAGAAAAGCAGGAGCUGCAGCAGCCGACCUAUGUGGCCCUCAGUUACAUUAAUAGAUUCAUGACAGAUGCUGCACGCCGAGAACAGGAAUCUCUGAAGAAGAAGGUUCAGCCGAAGCUUUCACUAACCCUGUCCAGCUCCGUGUCUCGAGGGAAUGUGUCCACUCCACCUCGACAUAGCAGUGGAAGCCUUACUCCCCCUGUGACCCCGCCCAUCACUCCCUCCUCUUCAUUCCGCAGCAGCACUCCAACAGGCAGUGAGUAUGACGAGGAAGAGGUGGACUAUGAGGAGUCAGACAGCGAUGAGUCCUGGACCACAGAGAGCGCCAUCAGCUCUGAAGCAAUCCUCAGCUCCAUGUGCAUGAAUGGAGGGGAAGAGAAGCCUUUCGCCUGCCCAGUUCCUGGGUGUAAAAAGAGAUACAAGAAUGUGAAUGGCAUAAAGUACCAUGCUAAGAAUGGUCACCGAACACAGAUUCGCGUCCGCAAACCAUUCAAAUGCCGGUGUGGGAAGAGUUACAAGACAGCUCAGGGCCUGCGACACCACACAAUCAAUUUCCAUCCCCCGGUGUCUGCCGAGAUGAUCAGGAAGAUGCAGCAGUAACGUGCUGGUCAGAACUGUGCCAAGAAAUCCUCACCAGCAGUUGCUGAUUUUGAAAACAGCCACCUUUUUUCAGGGGAAGCACUCAGCAACCCUUUAAUGAAAAAUAAUUAAAUGCAUGCUUUAAACU
Molecule: messenger RNA, 919 nt
Organism: Mus pahari (shrew mouse)
Lineage: Eukaryota; Metazoa; Chordata; Mammalia; Rodentia; Muridae
Gene: Jazf1
Product: JAZF zinc finger 1
Exons: 5
Coding region: 61-792 (243 amino acids)
Cellular component (GO): nucleus
Source: RefSeq, a predicted model, not a curated record